This is a messenger RNA of Monodelphis domestica (gray short-tailed opossum), 1341 nucleotides long. RefSeq names its product interleukin 6 (gene IL6). Gene Ontology annotation, biological process: immune response; positive regulation of receptor signaling pathway via JAK-STAT; cell differentiation. Gene Ontology annotation, molecular function: cytokine activity; interleukin-6 receptor binding. Gene Ontology annotation, cellular component: extracellular region; interleukin-6 receptor complex. The record is from RefSeq and is a predicted model, not a curated record. Lineage: Eukaryota; Metazoa; Chordata; Mammalia; Didelphimorphia; Didelphidae.
UAAAUACAGAUCAGGGAUUUCGUAUGGCUCAUUCAGUGCUCCAGACCACCAGAAAACGUAACCUGUCCUCAGCAUCCUGAGACAUGAACCCUCUGCUCCAAAUCACAGGAUCUCUCAGGCCAGUUGCCCUAACCCUGAUGCUCCUCAUGGCCACGGCUGCUUUCCCCACCCCAGGUUCCUGGGAGAAAGGAUUUACAGGGUAUGAGCUCUCAAGCAAACUGCCGUCCAGCAUUCCUGACCUGGAUUCAAUAGUGAAUCACGCCAAAUAUCUCGAGAAGACAGCGUCCGACCUGAAAGAGGAGAUCUGUAGGAUCCAUAACCUGUGUGACAAUAGUAAUGAGGCACUCGCCGAAAACAACCUGCUUCUUCCCAAUAUCACAGAGCGAGAUGGAUGCUUACCUUCGUCAUUCAAUGAGGAGACAUGCUUGAUAAAGAUCAUCAGUGGUCUUCAAGACUUUGACAUAUUUCUUAACUACAUGGAAACUGAGAUGGAGGAUAACAGGUUUCAAACCCUAAAGCUGAGCACUACUCAAUUAGCCAACACUCUGAAGACCGUGAUCAAAAAGACAGAUCUAGUUCCCACCACCAACCCAACUACCUCCAGUAUCCUACUCUCCGAACUGCAGUCUCUGACAGCCUGGUCUAGGAAGGUGGGUUUCCGUCUCAUCCUGUGGCACUAUACCCGCUUCAUCCAGGGGACUGUCCGGGCUGUUCGGUAUCUGAAAACCAGGAGUCUCGAUGCCUGAACGUUUUAGUUCAUGCCCCUUCCUUCCUUCACUGAAAAAAAUCUGUCUAGUGGGCAGAUGAUCGUGUUGUUCUCUGUGAAGAACCAAAAAGUAUGACCAAUAAGGCGCUACUUCUGAUUAUUUUUAAUUAAUUUAUUUGUAUUUAUGUAAUAUUUAUUCCCCAUAAUGUAAUAUUAAUUUAUAGAUUUAAAACAUCUAUUUUCUAUUUUGUUGAUAAGUUAUCCGAAGAGAGGAAUUGCCAUCCUUGUUUCCUAGCUGCAGAACCAAGAGAUCCCUUGAGUAGAUUUUACCUCCAGUGAUGUGCUAAUUAGAGGGUUAACUUUGGGAUCAGAAAGCUUGAAUUCAAGUUUGACACAUACUGACUGAAUGACUCUGGGCAAGUCAUUAAGCUCCCAAUGGCCCACAAAACUCUUUAUGACUCAGUACAAAGAAAGUGCCAGUCUACACUAGAAAAAGGUGAUUCCUCCUCUUCCAAGAGUUCCUCAAAGCAGUGAAACCACAGGCCUAGUCAUUUUCCCCAUCCCUAAAAAAAUAAAUAUUUAUGUUGUAUUUAUGGAAUUGUAAUAAUUUUAAAAGAAACUUUAUGUAAUUUUAA